AAUCAAGCAAACAGAAGACAAAUGAAGUAUGUAACAACAUAAGGCACAAAGUCGUUGGCAGCUAAGCGUCACCAAUAUGUAAGUGAAGAUGUUAAUUUAAUUUUAUAAAAUAACACAUUCUGAAACAUUUUGUUUACAUUUGUAUAGGAGAACCCGGAUGCGCAUGUUGUUGAUACUUGGAGGGAUGCUCAUAUGAGAAAAUCGACAAAAUCUUUUGUCAAUGAGGCAUCUCAACAAGAUUAUGAAAAAAUAGCGGCUGAGGUUGAGAGGUCACAGCAUGAGAGGCAAAGUCAACAGCAGAGUGAGGCAUCUCUAAAUGUAUCUGGUGUUGAUUCAUCCCCGGUCGAUCAAUAUGAGAUACUAAGUAAAGUACUCGGGGAGAGAUCUGACUACCAAAGAGGAGUGGGUUAUAGGGCGAAAGGGAAGGCAAAAAAGACAUCCUCUAGCUCUACAGAUCAAAGUCAGUCCCAAGCAAAUACUGUUGCUUCGCCUAAUGAAGAUAUGAGAGUUAUGGCUUUGCUGAUGAAGGCAAUUUGUGAGAUGUUUGAGACUUCGACAACUGUGCAUCCCAGUAAACUGUAUGACCCAAUGUUUGACAGUUUUCUGUAG
Messenger RNA from Humulus lupulus (European hop), 609 nucleotides. RefSeq lists its product as uncharacterized. The record is from RefSeq and is a predicted model, not a curated record. Lineage: Eukaryota; Viridiplantae; Streptophyta; Magnoliopsida; Rosales; Cannabaceae. The transcript is spliced from 2 exons. The coding region runs from base 193 to 609 and encodes 138 amino acids.